Molecule: messenger RNA, 6420 nt
Organism: Trichoderma gamsii
Lineage: Eukaryota; Fungi; Ascomycota; Sordariomycetes; Hypocreales; Hypocreaceae
Product: adenylate cyclase
Exons: 4
Coding region: 1-6420 (2139 amino acids)
Biological process (GO): intracellular signal transduction; cAMP biosynthetic process
Molecular function (GO): adenylate cyclase activity; protein binding; magnesium ion binding
Source: RefSeq, a predicted model, not a curated record
AUGGCCGACCAUGAGGCUGCCUUCCGCAUCAGCUCCGGCACGAGCGCAAGCACCGACAGCACUCGUUCUUCGCUGACCGCGAAGCCUUCGACGCCGACGACGGCCACGGCCGAAGCUGCGUCGCGAACAGCGCCACCCGCGCACAUCGAUACGGAAGCCUCCACGCCCCAGCACUACAAAAGCCUCUCACGAGAUGAUGAUCUCCAGAUCUCGCCUACCACGUCCACCGCCACUACCCGCGGCGCCAUCUCGCCGACGACGUCGAGGGAGAGCGGCCGCCGCCUGAGCGAUCUCACAAACUAUCGCCGCGACCUGGCCGUCCUCGAUCCCCUGCGCGGCCACUCCAACCAGCCCAACUAUCCCGCGAGCCUCCUCGACGAGUCGGCCGACACCAUGUCGCUCUUCUCGCAGUAUUCCGCCGGGCUGCACGGCUUGGGAUCGCGCACCGGCGCAAGCUCGUCGCUGGGCCUCCACGACUCGCCAGAGCACUUGUAUUCUCCAGACGACAGACGGCCCUCAGAAGCUAGUGUCACCACCACGGCUAGCAGCACCGGCUCCAAGGCUAGUGGGCACCGUGGCAAUAUGCGCAAGCUGCAGGGCUUCUUUGGCGAAGAGUUUCCUGGCCGCGACAGUUCCGAGAGUAGCCUCCCAUCAUAUAUGGGGAAAGACCAACGAUCGCGCUCCUACAGUCACACUCGCCCAACCCAUCGCGAUCGCAACUACUCUAAUGCCACCGAUCAUACCAGGGAUGCCUCGCCUGCAUCAUCAAGACCCAGGACCCCAGUUCCGGCCCCUGAAGUAGUGCCUUUUUUGUAUCAGGACAACACUGACAUUGCGCGGUAUGGAGAGGCACCCGUGAGAGACAUCAUGACCGGACCCGAUCGGGAUCGAUACAUGUCAGAUGGCGCGCCCCAGGUGCCGCCAAAGUCUUCUUCCUCCUCACGCGCGGGAAUCGUCCACCUGCCCAGCCACUAUCACCGCCAUAACAAGAGCAUCGAUGAUCCAAGGAGCCUGCGGCCGAGCACCAGUCGGGAAGACUCCACGAGCAGUUCAUAUCCCCGCGACCGAGGAGCCAUGACGGGAACAAUCUUCAGCAGCUCGCGCUCCAGAGCCCAGAGUCCGACACCGAGCACUCACAGUGCGCAUACGCCCUACUCAAAGUCAAGCCAGGUGGAAUCUUCCCCUGGGCACCAUGGCAAACUUGGGCUGCUCAAUCGGUUUCGACGACACAAGGACAAGGACGAAGGCAAUGCCGGUGGCUCCAAGCUCAAGGAUCUUCCUCAGUCUACGAGAUCUUUGCAGGCAAAGUCUUCCAAGACGGAUUUGACGCGCCCCGAGCUGUCGCCAUCUGCAUUCCCGUCCACCUUUGUUCUCGGCUCUGGAGACGUCUCUGAUGCUUCCGAGACUCGGUCGCUCGCUGGUCCUCGCGCCGCAACCUUCAAGAACAACUUUCCCUUCUCCAAGAACAGGCGACCCCCUCGGCCCUUCGAAUGCGACGAUACCAUUGGCCCGACCGACCGCGCUGACCCUGGCCACAUGUACCACCUCGACACGAACUUGAACGAUAUGGAAGGUAUUCUGGCCAAGCCACCCCCAUUGACCCCCAUGGACACAUCCUUCGUGAAUAACGUCGACCCUGACUCCAUCGAUUCGGCAGUUUCAGCGCCGAAGGGACGCUGGGAUGCUCCUGACAGCUGGGCAGUCCGCCGAGGGACCGAGGACACUACGGUACAGCAACCGGAAGUAGAAGACCUCUCAAGCCCACCACGGCCGGAGGAGAAGCUGACUCCUUACUUUAUUCGCAUUUUCCGAUCGGACGGGACCUUUUCAACACACUCCAUGCCUCUAGAUGCCACCGUCGCGGAAGUGAUAUCUCAAGUUAUUAAGAAAACUUAUGUCGUCGACGGGCUCGAGAACUAUCACAUAAUCAUGAGGAAGCAUGACCUGAUUCGCGUCCUAACGCCGGGCGAGCGGCCGUUGCUCAUUCAGAAACGACUUUUACAGCAACUCGGCUACGAAGAGAAAGAUAAGAUAGAGGACUUGGGCCGAGAGGACAUCGGCUACUUGUGCCGAUUCAUGUUCUUGUCUGCCAGGGAAAGUGACUUCCAUUCAAAAACCGCGGAUUUAGGCAUUCAGAAAGCCCAAAAGAUCAACUAUGUUGACCUCGCGGGUCGCAAUCUCGUCACCAUCCCCAUCUCCCUCUAUCUUAGAGCUAACGAAAUUAUAUCUCUCAACCUCUCGCGCAAUCUGUCGCUGGAUGUGCCAAGGGAUUUUAUCCAGUCCUGCAAGAAUCUCCGGGAUAUCAAAUUUAACAAUAACGAGGCACGAAAAUUGCCGCUCAGCCUCGGCCGCGCUGCGAGACUCACGUAUCUAGAUGCCUCGAACAACAGGCUAGAACAGCUGGAGCAUGCUGAAUUGAACGCCCUCGCUGGACUUUUGAAGAUGAACCUCGCCAACAACCGCCUAACGCACUUGCCUCCUUACUUCGGUGCGUACCAGGCGCUAAGGAGCUUGAAUCUUUCUUCCAACUUUUUGGAUUCAUUUCCUCCCUUUUUAUGCGAGUUGCAGAGCCUGGUUGAUCUAGAUUUAAGCUUCAACAGUAUCUCAGAGCUGCCAGAGGAGGUUGGCCAGUUGAAGAACCUGGAAAAACUUCUCAUUACCAAUAACCAUUUGAGUGAUAGCGUCCCAGAUACGUUCCGAGAUCUCAUCAGCCUGCGCGAACUUGAUAUCAAGUACAAUUAUAUCACUAAUAUUGAUGUGAUUUCCGAGCUUCCCAAACUGGAGAUUUUGUACGCCGCUCACAACCACAUCUCGGCCUUUAAGGGCAAGUUCGAGCGGAUCCGCCAACUCAAGCUGAACUCCAAUCCACUCAACAAGUUCGAAAUCCAAGAGCCGCUUCCGACCCUCAAAACCCUGAACCUUUCACAAGGCCAGCUGGCAAGUAUCGACUCCGCUUUCGCGAACAUGCCAAACUUAGAGCGCCUAGUCCUUGACAAGAACCAUUUUGUCUCGCUGCCGCCCCAGAUUGGCGCCUUGACUCGUCUGGAGCACUUCAGCAUUGCCCAUAAUUCUGUGGGCGAGCUUCCGCCUCAGAUUGGUUGCCUAACAGAGCUGAGGGUUCUUGAUGUUCGAGACAACAAUAUUUCCAAGCUCCCUAUGGAAAUAUGGUGGGCCAACAGGCUUGAGACCUUCAAUGCCUCCUCUAACAUGCUAGAAACCUUCCCUAAGCCUGCCUCGCGGGCCCCACGGCUACCCGGCGAAGAAGGACAGGGGCCGCUUCCAACAUCCAAUGGCAAGGCGCUCCCGUCGGGGACCCUCUCUGCCACUGGUAGCUCUGACGAACUAGGAGAGGAACGCCGACCCAGCCAAGCGUCCAGCACCACCUUGCUGAGCGUUGGCCCAACUCCUAACAUACCAGGAGCAGAUCGAAAGAGUUCUGUUGUGUCCGUUUAUGGAAAGGGCGGACGUAAGACGUCCGUCAUGUCUAGAGGAACGACGCAGUCACAGAACACAGUCUCGACUUCGGCCCAAUCAUUAAGAAAGGAUUCAGGCCUGUCGUCUAGACUGACAAAUACGUUUUCUGGCUCGCUGCGAAAUCUCUAUCUUGCAGAUAAUCGUCUGGAUGACGAUGUCUUCGAUCAAAUUACACUUCUCGCGGAGCUCAGGGUUCUCAACCUGUCAUACAACUGGGAGAUUAGUGAUAUGCCUCAAAGGUCGAUGAAGAGUUGGCCACAGCUUGUAGAGCUAUAUCUUUCCGGAAACGUGUUGACGAGCCUUCCGGCAGACGAUUUAGAAGAAACAAGCCUUCUUCAAACCCUAUAUAUCAACGGCAACAAGUUCACAAAUCUUCCGGCUGAUAUAUCAAGAGCGAAGAAGCUUGCGAUUUUGGACUGCGGCAAUAAUUCUCUAAAGUACAACAUUGCCAAUGUUCCAUAUGACUGGAACUGGAACCUGAAUCCCAACCUCAGAUACCUGAAUCUCUCUGGAAACAAGCGACUGGAGAUCAAACAGACUGCUUGGGGCGGCAUUGAUGGCCCUGGUGCUGUGAAUCGGGAGGAGUACACCGACUUCAAUCGGCUUCCUAACUUGAGGAUACUUGGACUGAUGGAUGUCACCUUAACUCAACCCAGCAUACCGGACCAGAGCGAAGAUAGGCGAGUUAGAACAUCCGGGUCACUGGCAGGUCAUUUGCCAUAUGGCAUGGCCGACACUCUCGGCAAGAACGAGCAUUUGUCGACAGUUGACCUUGUCGUGCCGCGUUUCAACUCGUCGGAAACGGAGAUGCUUCUCGGCCUCUUCGAUGGCCAGGCAUUAUCAAGCGGAGGGUCCAAGAUUGCCAAGUAUCUUCACGAAAACUUUGGACUCAUCUUUGCCCAGGAGCUCAAGGCCUUGAAAACCCGCCAAAGCGAAACGCCGGCCGAUGCCCUCCGCAGGGCUUUCCUGGCCCUCAACAAAGAAUUAGUGACCGCUGCAGUCCAGUAUACCGAUGAUCGCAAGAAGAAAUCGCAUAGGGGCGUCACCCAGCCGGUCAUUCUUAGUAGGGAGGAUUUGAACUCUGGAGGAGUCGCCACCGUCCUGUAUCUUCAGGGCACAGAGUUGUACGUGGCAAAUGUUGGUGAUGUACAGGCCAUGGUCAUAAAAACCGACAGCAAGCAUCACAUCUUGACCCGGAAACACGAUCCUGCAGAGGCAUCGGAACGAUCACGGAUUCGCGAAGCCGGAGGAUGGGUAUCUCGCAAUGGUCGAUUGAACGAUGUACUACAAGUGUCUCGAGCUUUUGGAUAUGUUGAUCUGAUGCCUGCCGUCCAAGCUGCUCCUCACGUUACCAACAUGACCAUUCGAGAGAAUGACGACAUUAUUGUCAUGGCUACAAGCGAGCUCUGGGAAUACCUUCCACCUGGUCUCGUUACUGAUAUUGCGCGAGCAGAGCGCCAAGAUCUCAUGCGUGCUGCUCAGAAACUUCGUGACCUUGCAAUGGCUUACGGCGCGUCUGGGAAGAUUAUGGUAAUGAUGAUUAGCGUGGUCGACCUGAAGAGGAGGGUAGAACGUUCCCGCCUUCAUCGUGGCACAAGCAUGUCGCUUUAUCCUUCGGGCGUCCCUGCUGAAGCCCCGUAUCUUCUUUCUACAAGAAGGGGACGAAAGGGCAAGGGGGAUGUCCUCGACUCUUCCCUUAACCGGCUCGAGGCAGAAAUCCCAGCACCAACCGGCAACGUCUCUAUCUGCUUCACCGACAUCAAGAAUUCCACGACUCUCUGGGAAAUGUACCCCAACGCAAUGCGAUCAGCCAUCAAGCUGCACAACGAAGUCAUGCGUCGGCAGCUACGCCGAAUUGGAGGAUACGAAGUCAAGACUGAAGGCGAUGCUUUCAUGGUGUCAUUCCCCACGGCGACUUCAGCUCUGCUCUGGUGUUUUGCUGUUCAAAUGGAACUCCUUGACGUCCCUUGGCCGUCCGAAGUAUUGAACUCAAUGUCAUGUCAGCCAAUAUAUGAUAAGGACAACGCUCUUAUUUUCAAGGGCUUGUCAGUUCGCAUGGGUAUUCAUUAUGGAGAUUGCGUGUGCGAAACAGACCCCGUCACUCGUCGUAUGGAUUACUUUGGCCCUAUGGUCAACAAAGCGUCACGUAUAUCUGCUGUUGCCGACGGCGGCCAGAUUACUGUUUCUUCAGACUUCAUUUCUGAAAUCCAGCGCUGUCUGGAGAACUAUCAAGACACUGAUCGAAACGUCUCGGCCGGGUCGGAAGCCUCUUUCGAAGACGAGUCUCUUGCGGCUACUAUACGCAAAGACUUGAGGUCUUUGACGUCCCAAGGAUUUGAAGUCAAAGAGAUGGGAGAGAAGAAGCUAAAGGGUCUCGAAAAUCCCGAGAUUGUCUAUUCUCUGUAUCCACACGCCCUUACCGGCCGUAUUGAAUACCACUUGCAGCAUGAACGUCAGGUAGAAACGCCGGAUAAACCCACUGCCAUUAUGGGUGGUGGCGAGCUCUCCUUUGACCCGGACGCUAUUUGGUCAUUGUGGAAAGUCAGCCUGCGUCUUGAGAUGCUGUGCAGUACACUCGAGACAGUUAGGGGACCGGGACUCCAGCCGCCCGAGACUGAACUCCUUGAACGUAUGAAGAACAGAGGAGGUGAAGUCACUGAACGCUUCUUGAUUAAUUUUAUGGAACAUCAAGUGAGCAGAAUAGAGACUUGUGUGUCGACACUGACGAUGCGUCAUCUUGCCAUUGGCGGAGGAACACUCCGUGAACUGAAUCAACUUCGUGCUCCCAUGGCUGCAGUAUUCGAGGCCUUUAUGGCGCAAAAAGAAGAGCUCGAGCGCUAUAAGCAAAAAUAUGGCGAAUUCGAUGACGAUGACCGCAGCAACGGGGUUUUGACGGCUGACAGUAUCGAAGAAUUCGAAGAUGGGAGUGAGACAGAACAAGAGUAA